Messenger RNA from Gossypium arboreum, 2890 nucleotides. Its product is annotated as carbon catabolite repressor protein 4 homolog 6. Gene Ontology annotation, molecular function: 3'-5'-RNA exonuclease activity. The transcript is spliced from 15 exons. Bases 31 to 2628 code for a protein of 865 amino acids. Lineage: Eukaryota; Viridiplantae; Streptophyta; Magnoliopsida; Malvales; Malvaceae. The record is from RefSeq and is a predicted model, not a curated record.
UAUUAUUGUGAAACAUAAAUUAUGUCCUAAAUGUUUUGCAUGCUAGAGUUUCUAGUAAUUUGCACGAUUGAUAUUAUUAUUAUUAUUAGUUUGAUUCCAGCCGCUUACCGCUCUGGUUCCACUUCACUGAAACAGUUUCUUUCGAUGCGGCGUUGUCCUCAUCUAAGGCUCAAAUUCCUUGCCGCCACUGCUACAGCCGACACCACCGCCAUGUCCUCUUACCAACGUCCCCAUCGAGGCGGUCGAAAUCAAUGGGGCAGAAGCUUCUCCGACCGAACCAACAGCGGCGGAAGAGGCCAUCUACUUACAGGGGAUUCGAACUUGGACUCUGUUGGAGAAGCGAACCUAGGUUUCCGUCGAGGAAAUUUCUCCAACCAAAACUCCUUUCAGUCUCAGCAGUUCGGUUAUAACCCUAGGCCUUCAUCUCCUUACAACCAAAACCAACAGUUUUUUCGCCAACCUCCUCCGGCUCGUCCGUACAACCGUUGUCAACCACCACGUCAUCCAUUUGGUCAAAAUCCUGCGCCUAAGCCUUUCCGUCCCCGCAAUUCCAAGCCCUGGGAUUACCGGGAAUGGAAGUACGCAGGAACUCCGCCGCCUCCGCGUUCUGAUAAGUUUGUUGUCCUUUCAUAUAAUGUAUUGGCGGAUUACCUUGCUAGUACCCAUCGGAAUCUUUACUUCCAUAUACCUUUCCAUAUGAUGAAUUGGGAGUGGAGGAUGAGGAAUUUAAUGUUUGAGAUCAGUUUAUGGUCAGCUGAUAUUUUGUGCUUUCAGGAGGUUGAUAGAUUUCAUGACAUGGAGGAGCAGUUGAAUUCCAUGGGAUAUAAUGGCAUUUGGAAGAUGCGAACUGGGAGAGCAAUUGAUGGUUGUGCAAUCUUUUGGCGAACAUCAAGGUUCAAGUUGCUUCAUGAAGAAUCUAUAGAGUUCAACAAGCAUGAACUUCGAGAUAAUGUUGCCCAAAUAUGUGUUCUUGAGUUGUUGAGCCAAAGCCCCCCCCAAAAUACAGCAGCACCAUUAAAAAGCUCAACAAAUUCAAAUAAAGUUGUCAUUUGUAACAUUCACGUGCUAUAUAAUCCAAGAAGAGGAGAAAUUAAGCUUGGCCAGGUUAGGAGGCUCCUAGAAAGAGCUCAUUCUGUUUCAAAGAGUUGGGAUGAUGCUCCAGUAGUUCUUUGUGGGGAUUUUAAUUGUACUCCCAAGAGUCCAUUGUACAACUUUAUAUCAGAGCAAAAGUUGGAUUUGUCAGAAGUGAAUAGAGAUAAGGUGUCAGGACAAGCUUCUGCCGAAAUUCCUCUGCAGACAUAUAAUCCCAAUUCAGGGGCUCAGUCUGGUAAUAUUCCUGCACAAGUUCCUCCUGCAGUAGAUAUCAAGCGAAUUGGCAUGGAUAAAAAUGAUUCUCACUCUGAUACGAAGAAACAAAAUAAUCUAGACAGAAAUAUGAAAGAUGCUUCUGUAAACAUGUCUGGGUCCAGUGAGACAAUGCAGGAUUUGUCAGAUAUGUCCUGCAACAAUUUGCGAAUGGGAGGCAAUGACAGUGCAGAAUAUGAUGAAGUGACAGAAAUUCAGUGUGGUGUAGUCGAUAUGCAAAGGUUUUCUCCUGGCCGUUCUUCCUGUCCUGAAAAUGUGUGCUCCGGCAUCACUGAGAUGGAGCAUAUAGGAACAGAUGUUACCAUCCAUUCUAACAAUGGAAAAGCGUUGGAUGACAUUGUGAUGAACAAUCAUUCUAAUGGGAUUACAACUGAUCCUGAGUUGUUGAGUACCUCCCAGUCAGAGACUUCUUCAACUGAACCAUUAUACCAAACUCACUUACUUGACGCAAUUGAAGUUUCCCCUCCUAAUAUCUUAGCUUGUCAGUCAUCAGAGUCAGUUGCUGAUGAUCACAGGGAUAGACAUCCAGUUCCUUCUCAAGUUGACUUCUCAGGUCUGUCUGCUGGCACUGACAUUGAACUAGAAGAAAAAAUGGAUAAUUUGUCUCUUGAAGAGCGUAGCAAAACUAGCACUGAUAUUGAGGUAGAAGAAAAAAUGGAUAAUUUGUCUCCUGAAGAGCAUAGCAAAACUAUGGUAGAAAGUGAAAAUAUUGUGGAAGACAAUAAUGCAUUUGUUGAUGCAUUAUAUGGUAAUCAAGAUAGACAUCCAACAAACUCUAGUCAAUCAGUAACAUCAGACUUGGACCAUUCUUCAUUGGAAUUUUUGAGUUCCCAAGACUCCCAGUUUUUGCUACCAAGUGCUGAUGUUCUGGAUGAUGUAUUGCCUUCCUUGGAUUCCGAAGUUGCUGAGAUUGAGCAGACUACUUACGAUCCAUCAUCAUGGAGCCCAAAGGAAUUAGCAACUGCAACUGGCAAUGAGGACUGCAAGUUCCUGGAGCACCCUCUGCAGCUUAAAAGUACAUAUACAGAAGUCAAGGAUUCUCCUGGUACAAGAGAUUCUUAUGGAGAACCCCUGGUGACAAGUUACAACAGGCGCUUCUUGGGCACAGUUGAUUACAUAUGGCGUUCUGAAGGUCUUCAGACUGUCAGGGUGCUUGCUCCAAUUCCAAAACAUGCUAUGCAAUGGACUCCAGGGUUUCCAACAAAGAAAUGGGGUAGCGAUCAUAUUGCAUUGGCAGCAGAGUUGGCAUUCACAAAAGCUUGACCAAUCAAGACCCCAAGGGUUAAGUGGCUAGAAAGGGUUUUUAUUUUUUAUUUUUUUUAUUUUUUUUAUGGUGGUUACUUGCGAGGUUUUCUAAUCUCCCUUGUAUUAUUGUUGUUAUAUGACGAUCUGUUUUAUUGACUACAAUUAGAUAUUUUAAUUUCAUCAGUUAUUAAUUGUGGAUGAGAAUAAGUAAAUACCAGAUCCUCCUGGUUUUCAUUUUGCAUAAUUAUAUAUAGAGAUCUUGCUAACAUAGUUGGGACAA